Messenger RNA from Pocillopora meandrina, 847 nucleotides. The record is from the annotation of a GenBank genome assembly. Lineage: Eukaryota; Metazoa; Cnidaria; Anthozoa; Scleractinia; Pocilloporidae.
AUGACAAUAGAUAAUAGGCUUUCUUCUAACAAUCACGUAUCAGUUAUCUGUAAGAAAAUAAAUGAUCAAUUUCACGUAAUGCUUAGAUUUCAGAAACUUAUUAAUAAGGAGACGCUAUUGAAGCUUUAUAAAGCCUUUAUUUUGCCGCAUUCUUACUACUGUUCUUCUGUUUGGCAUUUCUGUGGUGCGCGCAAUGCCGACAAAGUAGAUAAUCUAAAUAAGCGCAUUCUUAGGUUUAUACUACAGGACUACAGCUCUCCAUAUGACAUUUUACUAUGCAAAGUUAAGUUAAAAUCUCUAUUCAUUAGACGCCUCCAGAACUUCACGAUCACGUUAUAUAAGACUCUGUUCUUUACGAAUUAUCCAGGUUAUUUAAAAGAUAUGUUCAACGUACGGUCUUCAUCCUACAAUUUGCGCGGAAAUCAUAUCAUAUCCCUUCCCAAACCAAAAAACAACGACAUACGGUCUGCACUCUUUUUCAUACUUAGCUAGCAAAAUAUUGAACUCUCUCUUUAAAACAUUAAAUUUUCUAUAAUUCAAGCAGGAGAUCUUUUGAUAUGAAGCUUUUCCACAGUAGAUCUACAAGUUAUAUUUCCCUCUGCAUGCAUAAUGUUGUAUAUAGUUUAUAAAUAAUAUUGGAAUUGUAAGAUAGCAUAUUUUCAUUUUAUUUUAGCUUAUUUUUCGAAGAUAUUAGCUCUACAGCUACACUGAAUUUCGAGCAUAAAUAAAGUAUAUGUAUGUAAUGACCAGAGAUUCAGAGAAAACUAAGAAAGCUGUAAGAGAAUGGCUUAAUAAUAUCAUACGGGAAGCGAAUAAUAAAUUGGCCAGAGAGCAAAAAAAUCAGUAA